UCUUAGAAUAAAUUGACAAUCUGGUCCUUAAAAAAUUCAACUUAUUAUUUACUACUAUUAACUAAUAAUUCUCAAGAAUUAACUGGGGUUUAUGGAUUUUAAUAACACUAACAAUUUACACUGAAUAUUCUCAUGAGUUUAGGGUUUAUGGAUUCCUCGAAGCUCCGGCUCGUGAGCGGCAGCGUCCGGCAGCGCAGUUCAGCACCGCUCGCCCCACUAUCGCAAUGCCUCCGUCCCGACAGGAGCACGGAGAAUCCGCGCGUGUUGACCAGGGCAAGCGGCGAAAUCCUGGCAUCGCAGCAGCAGGGUCAUUCGAUCGGGCAGCAGCUGCUCGCGCCGCCGCCGCCCAGUCCCGCCCGCCAAAUCCCGCGGGAGCUGGAUCCGCUGCGAAUGCCGGAGCACGUCGCGAUUAUAAUGGAUGGGAACUCUCGCUGGGCCAAGCUCCGGGGAUUGGCCACCGACAGGGGGCACGAGGCCGGCGUGCAUGCAUUGCGAGAGAUCGUGGCCGCCUCCAGCCGCUUGGGUAUUAAAAUUCUCACCGUCUUUGCCUUCUCCACCGAGAACUGGCGUCGUCCCACGAUUGAAAUCCAGUUCCUGAUGCAACUGUUCGAGAGAGUGAUCUCGGAGGACUCCAUGAACAUCUUCACGAAGGGAAUUUGUGUCCAUUUCAUUGGAGAUCUGUCCAGGCUUCCAGGCACUCUACGCUUGCUGGCGUGUCAAAUCCAGGAGCGAACGCGCCACAACAAAGGUCUCAAGCUGGUGGUGGGAUUAAGCUACAGUGGUCGACAGGACUUGGUCCAGGCUUGCAAGGCUGUGGCGGCGGAAGUCCAGCGGGGGAGUGUUGAUCUCGACGAGAUUGAUGAGUCCAAAUUGGAGAGCAAGCUCCUCACGACUUGGGACGAGGAAAUCAGCGAUCCGGACUUGCUGAUCCGGACAAGCGGCGAGAAGAGGCUGAGUAACUUCAUGCUCUGGCAGCUGGCCUACACGGAGCUCGUGUUUGUGCCCGAGCUAUGGCCGGAUUUUGGAGAGAAUGAGUACCGGGUGGCACUGGCCGAGUAUCAAGAGAGGGAUAGACGUUUCGGGAGGCACCAAAACAAAUAGAAAUCUCUCUACAAUGAUCGAAUAAGUAGCUUUUGAUAUGUUUUGAUUUAUAUUUUUUAUUUAAAUGAGUUCUGUAAA
This is a messenger RNA of Selaginella moellendorffii, 1179 nucleotides long. Its product is annotated as isoprenyl transferase. The transcript is spliced from 3 exons. The record is from RefSeq and is a predicted model, not a curated record. Bases 133 to 1101 code for a protein of 322 amino acids. Gene Ontology annotation, biological process: polyprenol biosynthetic process. Lineage: Eukaryota; Viridiplantae; Streptophyta; Lycopodiopsida; Selaginellales; Selaginellaceae.